AUGGUAGGAGAGAGCUGUCCGGCGCGAUCUGCUGAGCUUGAGGGAAUGAUAUCGAUCCGUGGGGACGUAGAUGCCCGCGGGACUAUUGUUAUCGCCUUCUUACUGCUCCUGACAGUACCUAGUGUCCCACCACCAAAAAAAAAACCUCCACCCUCGCCGCGCCUCUUCGUUCACGCUCUUCACGAAUUGUGGUGA
This is a messenger RNA of Laccaria bicolor S238N-H82, 195 nucleotides long. RefSeq lists its product as uncharacterized. NCBI's taxonomy places the organism in Eukaryota, Fungi, Basidiomycota, Agaricomycetes, Agaricales, Hydnangiaceae. The transcript has a single exon. Bases 1 to 195 code for a protein of 64 amino acids. The record is from RefSeq and is a predicted model, not a curated record.